This is a messenger RNA of Helobdella robusta, 279 nucleotides long. RefSeq lists its product as hypothetical. The record is from RefSeq and is a predicted model, not a curated record. The annotation marks the transcript as partial. NCBI's taxonomy places the organism in Eukaryota, Metazoa, Annelida, Clitellata, Rhynchobdellida, Glossiphoniidae. The transcript has a single exon.
GUUUGUAUGUAUGUAUGUGUAUAUUUGUUUGUAUGUAUGUUUGUUUGUAUGUAUGUAUGUGUAUAUUUGUUUGUAUGUAUGUAUGUGUAUAUUUGUUUGUAUGUAUGUUUGUUUGUAUGUAUGUAUGUGUAUAUUUGUUUGUAUGUAUGUAUGUGUAUAUUUGUUUGUAUGUAUGUUUGUAUGUAUGUGUAUAUCUGUUUGUAUGUAUGUUUGUUUGUAUGUAUGUUUGUUUGUAUGUAUGUAUAUAUCUGUUUGUAUGUAUGUUUGUCUGUUUGUAUA